AUGGCACCCCGCACCAAGAAUAGAAAAAAGAAUAAACGUGACAAAGAAAGAGAAUUAUUUGAAGCUUAUGGAGAUCUUACAAAACCGGGAAGUUUGGGAGGUGCGUCGCGUUUUGCUCGUAUACAUUGUCUGAAACCUGCCGAAGCUCAAAAGAUUCUUGAAAAAGAUUUGGCUUACACGCUCCAUCGACCGAGACGACGCGGAAGAUUUCCCACCUUACCCGUAUUGGUUUUUGGUAAAGACGAGCAAUGGGUUGCAGAUUUAGUAGAAAUGCAAUCUUUGGCCAAAUAUAAUAGUGGAAUCGUUAUCUUUUGGUAG
This is a messenger RNA of Pocillopora meandrina, 318 nucleotides long. Lineage: Eukaryota; Metazoa; Cnidaria; Anthozoa; Scleractinia; Pocilloporidae. The record is from the annotation of a GenBank genome assembly.